Molecule: messenger RNA, 243 nt
Organism: Symbiodinium necroappetens
Lineage: Eukaryota; Dinophyceae; Suessiales; Symbiodiniaceae
Source: the annotation of a GenBank genome assembly
AUGCUGAAGUUCACCGACAUCAAAGCGGCCGUCGAGGCCGCUGGGCAGCGGAAGCAGCAGCUAGGUUUGGAAGUUGGCGAAGCUCGAAAGCUGAAGGCUCAACUGACAAAGGAGUGCAAGCUGCUGAAAGCAGACUAUGAGCGCAAGCACUCGGAGCUUGCCCGCGGAGCAGAAAUGCGUGACAGGCUUGAACAACAACUGGUUAUGUACACGCAGCAGCUCAACCAGGCAAGAAUUUGCUGA